Actinia tenebrosa (Australian red waratah sea anemone) is the source of this 625-nucleotide messenger RNA. RefSeq lists its product as uncharacterized. Gene Ontology annotation, molecular function: metalloendopeptidase activity. Gene Ontology annotation, biological process: proteolysis. NCBI's taxonomy places the organism in Eukaryota, Metazoa, Cnidaria, Anthozoa, Actiniaria, Actiniidae. The record is from RefSeq and is a predicted model, not a curated record.
UYUGUCACAGUUGGUCAUUCUUGUCGUCAUUUACAAGCCAUUGGGCGCCAAAGAGGCAUAGAGUAUCCAAGUGGAGUGUACACUAUUAAUCCAUCAGGUCAAGGCAUCGUUAAAACCUACUGUGACAUGACACGUAAUGGAGGCGGCUGGACGCUAUUGCUCACCAGCCAUACCAAUACCUGGACAUCUUCUAACGUACGAAGAAGAGCCGAAGAUAAUCCAGCACUCGAUCGAGACUUCUCGAUCCUGUUUGCAGCUAACGCCAUUAAAAGCGCAACAAACGUUAUUGGAAGUUCUUUCGAAUACAGGAUUGAAGCACAACAAUUUGGUCGUUGGGGUGGAAUAUGGAAGGCACCACGUUCUUAUUCAUUCACUGCCACAAACAAUAAACAGACACAGGUAAAACUGGUCCAGAAAUUUGACCAAUGGGUGUACGAAGAUUUGGGUAUCGAGAAGCGAAUGCCUUGGAUUCACGAUGCAAUGUUAACCACUUCACAUAACGCUACUAAUCAAGUGUAUUCUUAUGGAUCAAUCAUUGGUAAAUACUGACUACCUUACGGAUUAUAUCAGUGUUAUUAAGUCUAUAGACACGUURCAGUACAAAAUACAGCUCAAUUUCCAGGAC